Rhea pennata is the source of this 1258-nucleotide messenger RNA. RefSeq names its product mitochondrial ribosomal protein L32 (gene MRPL32). Gene Ontology annotation, biological process: translation. The transcript is spliced from 3 exons. The record is from RefSeq and is a predicted model, not a curated record. Gene Ontology annotation, molecular function: structural constituent of ribosome. The coding region runs from base 75 to 635 and encodes 186 amino acids. Lineage: Eukaryota; Metazoa; Chordata; Aves; Rheiformes; Rheidae. Gene Ontology annotation, cellular component: mitochondrial large ribosomal subunit.
GCCCAGAGCGCUCUCCCCGGGAGCGAGCUGGCGUCUCCCUCUUCCCAGGCGUCGGUGGAGCUGUGUGUGCGGACAUGGCGGCGUUGGUGGUUUUCUCCUCUCCGCUGCCGCGUCUUCGCGCUCUCCUCCAGCGGUGCUGGGGGCGGCUGGAGCGCGGGCUCCUGCCGGCCUUCUCCGGGCCUCAGAGCGUGCCCUGGGGGCCAGCACUAGCUGUCCAAGUCCCAGGCUUUCUUCGUGAGCCAGUAGAAGGCACUAGUCAAAGUAACGAGGUGCCAAGCUUCUUAGAUAGCAUUUUGUGGAUGGCUGCUCCCAAGAAAAGACGAACCAUUGAAGUGAACCGCUGCAGGCGAAGAAAUCCCAGUAAGCUUAUAAAAAUAAAGAGAAACAUAGAUAUUUGCCCUGAAUGUGGACACUUGAAACAGAAGCAUGUCCUCUGUGGCUAUUGUUACGCAAAAGUUAAAGCAGAAACUCGACAGAUACGGCUUGAAAUACAUAAGAAGGAAGGAGGACCAUUUAAUGCUCCUACUGUAGAAACUGUAGUCCUUUAUGAUGGAGAACAGCCCACAGAAAAAGAUGAAGGCAAGCGGAUCAUUGAAAGAGCCAGGAAACGUCCAUCCUGGUUUAUUCAAAAUUGAUGUUAUAGAACUAAUGUAAACAAAAACAGUUGCUACAGCAAGAAAGAUGGUGCUUUUCAGGACUGUUUUCCUUGUUGUAUUCGCUUAAUGCUGAUAUGAACUUAACAAAUUUUGGGAAGUCUACUUGAAACAUAUUUCAUUUUGUACUGGAUUGCAGUCAUGUAUUGUUUCCAUGGCAUGCAGUGAUGAAUGCCUCUCAGUGAUACGUAGCAGUCACGAUUAAAGAGAAAUCAGGAUCUACCUGGAGUUUGGAUAUUUGCUUACUCUAUGCAGAAUAAGAUAUCUGUUAAUGUUGUAUGCUGUUUUUGUAAAUAAUGGUUUUUUAACAGGGAUAAAACAUUCACAUAUAUAAAGUGUAUAAAGAUUCAGAGGGAGAUCUGUUUUUUUGGCUGCUGACCAAUGGUGAUUAGAUACAAAGUAUGUUUAUAGGAAAAGAUGCAGUUAUCUGGUAGUUUCCAUGGCCUGGAUCUCUCCACAGUGUUCCUGUUUGAGAUAUUCCUGGUUUUGAGCAUAACAGUGUUUGCCGCAUUGGUUGCUCUUUCCUCUGAUGUUUCUUUUUAAUGGAUGGUGUGUUAAGCACUUCUUUUUGCUGUCUGUGUAUAAAACAGAUUUUUACCUCAAAA